This is a messenger RNA of Stegostoma tigrinum, 3540 nucleotides long. It is a transcript of the gene gcfc2, whose product is annotated as GC-rich sequence DNA-binding factor 2. NCBI's taxonomy places the organism in Eukaryota, Metazoa, Chordata, Chondrichthyes, Orectolobiformes, Stegostomatidae. Gene Ontology annotation, biological process: mRNA splicing, via spliceosome. Gene Ontology annotation, cellular component: nucleus. The transcript has 18 exons. Gene Ontology annotation, molecular function: DNA binding. Bases 212 to 2743 code for a protein of 843 amino acids. The record is from RefSeq and is a predicted model, not a curated record.
AAAAAGGAUAGUACUGCUCGUGCAUUUCUAGCCUUCACUUACGUAUUGUGUUGGUAUUGAAACUUAAACUGGAAUCUUUGCGAUAAAUGUUUAUUCCUUGUCAUACUUCACACCCCCCCCUUACAAUCAAUAAGUGGAAGAUUCCCUCUCCUUUCCGGUCCGUUCCGCGAACGUUGCGGGGUGCCGUGUUCUGUCUGUAAUUGUCUUUAGAAUGUUCGGAAAGAAUCCGAAGCGGAAUUUCCGCCGCAGGAGGAGUGAGUCCAGCGAGGAGGAUGAUCAGGAGCAGCUUCAGCCCGGAGCUAGGACCAGGGCUGCAGUCAUACUCGCUCCACCAACCUGUGGCUUAGCCAGGGCCCAGUCCGCCAGCCCCAGCUCAGCUUCAGCAGACAGUGGCAACGAGGAAGCUGUAGUCGAAUGGGGCGCUCCAAAGCACACCAGUCAAACCCGUAACUGUGACCUCAGUCUGCUGAGCUUCGGCUACGACAGAGAAGAGGAUGGAGAAGAAUUUAAGGUAAAGAAAACUGGAAACACCAUUUUAUUUUCGUCACAUUGGAAAAAGGAAAAGCAGAAUAAUAUUGAACAAGCUGAGGAUAUAUCUAAAGAUGAGAAUAUUUUUCAUGAUUCCACACCAAGAGAUUUUCGAAAAGGAAGCAGUUCAGAUGAGGAGACAUUGGAAAUUCAUACAGGAAAUGAAGAAACUAAUUCAACAGUUAAUGAAACUGAGACAGCCAUGAUAUAUCAGCGCAGAAUGGAACCAGGUGUGAUUCCAAGUACUAGGUACAUCCAUGCUGCUCGUAAACAGCGUCAGAUGGCCAGAGCCCAAGCUGACUUCGUUCCUCUUCAUUCGUUCGGAAGAGAUAGUAUUUUGCCAUCAAAAUCGAAUGAAGAAGACCCCAGUGACGAUGAGCUUGAUAAUCAUGAAAGGAGAAUAGAAUUCACCAAGCAACUGAAAACACAGAGAGAGAGAAUGACAGAAGAAAUUGGUGUAAAUGAAAGUGACGAUGAGAGUUUAAAAAACGAAGAGGAGGAUGAUGAUCAGAAACUGUGGGAACAGCAACAAAUCAAAAGAGUCACAGUGUUUACUACACCAGAUAUUGAGACAGCCAGUCAGCCAAGUGCACUCAUUAAGAGAACAGAGUUGGAAGUCUGGAGAAAAUUGCCACCAAUCAACUUGGAAACUGUCAAAAAGCGAUUGAUCACUAGACUGGAGUCGCUGCAAGAAGUUUACCGCUCACAUCAGCGAGAACAUGAAAAGAUCCAGGUGAUGGCUGAAUCUUCACAACAUACAAUUGAACACUUGGAAGCCACUUCUGACUCUGGUCACCGUUAUAAAUUUUAUCAAGAAAUGCGAAGCUAUGUUCAAAAUCUGACCAACUGCUUCAGUGAAAAGAUAUCUGUCAUUAAUGAACUAGAAUCUGAAAUGCAUCAGCUAUUGGCACAGCAGGCAAGAAAUCUUUUGCAACGCAGACAGGAUGAUGUUCAAGAUGAGUCAACUGAUGUUUCACAAAUUUCAAAAAAAGCUGAUACCAACAGUGUGAGUGACAUGGACCGUGCCAAAGCAAAACAGCAGCGAAUUGAAAAACGAGAGGCAAGAAGGGCACACAGGGAGCAGUUACGAAAAGCAGCUGGCAAGGAAACAGACCAUCACAAAGGCCUGUCCAGUGAUGAUGAAGUAGCCCCAGUUGAUAUGUGUGAUUUUCACGAGAAAGAAGAUCGCAUUUUGAAGGAAUCCAAGAAGAUUUUUGACGAUGUGCAUGAAGACUUCUGUAGAGUCGACAGAAUUUUAGCGAAGUUUGGUUUGUGGCGACAGAAAUUUCCUGAUUCAUAUUAUGAUGCAUAUAUUGGGCUUUGUCUUCAAAAAAUUCUGACUCCUUUAAUCCGUGUGCAGCUGAUUGGCUGGAAUCCUCUUAGACCUGACUGUUUGGAGUUGGCAGAAAUGCCCUGGAUUUUACCAUUGGAAGAGUUCUGUCACAUGGAAGAUGAAGAAUUCAAGAAAAAGGAAAAUUCUGAUAGAAAAUUACUUCCCACAGUAAUUGAGAGAACAGUCAUUCCGAAAAUUGAGGGCUUUGCAAUUCAUGUGUGGGACCCUUUGUCAUCCUCUCAGACGUGGAAUUUAGUACAAAUUUGCAGAAAGCUAAACAAGGAAUAUAAUGUGUUCAACAAUGUGCAAAGUAAAGCCAUCCAGGCUCUGAAAAAAGCUAUUAUUAUGAGAAUAACAAUGUCUGUGGAAGAGGAUGCUUUCAUUCCUCUGUAUCCAAAAAGUAUGCUGGAAGAUCGAACAUCAGUCCAACGUCAGUUUCAGGAAAGGCAAUUCUGGUCAGCUGUGAAGCUUUUGGAUAAUGUUCUCCAGUGGGAUGGUCUAUUACCAGAACACAUUCUUCAGGACAUGGGCUUAAACAAACUUCUCAAUCGUUACAUUUUACUGAGCCUACAAACUUCUCUGACUCAGUCAGGAAGUACAGAGAAGUGUAAAAAGAUAAUUGCUUGCUUUCCCAAAAGUUGGUUUGAAAAUCUUGAAAGACAGAGUAGUAUCCCCCAAAUGGAAAACCUAUGUAGAUAUUUGUUGCAAUCUAUUCGGACCAUACAAGAAAAUAAUUCAAAUCCAGAUAUGGAAUACAAUGGCAGAGAAGAAAUAAAAGAAAUAAUUCAUAUGUUGAUCUCAAUUCAUGCCUUGGAUCAUGCUGAGAUCAUUGUCAAUGAGUGUAAAUUAGAAGACUUGGACUGGAUUUUCAAAGGAACCUGAUUAAUGUGAACUGACUGGCCAUGUAUCAUUUAAAGGUUACAACUUAGCAAUGAGAUCUUUCAUGAUGAUGCAUUCAACAGUGCUAUGAUCCUCAUCCAUGACUGACGUGUAAGUUAGGGAAAAAUUGAAUUACUGAAAACCAUUUUAAUUCCACAUUUGUUAAAAAUACUUUGCAUUUUUUGUAGGAAGUACAAGUUUCUUACUCUAAAUUUAUGGAAGUCAGACCUGAAAAUUUACUGACAGCAACAUACAAUUUUUUUGUCGCCCACUGGUUCUUUCCAUGACUGUGCAUGUGCAAUGAUUUAAAGGGGGUGACUUGCGAUCAGGAACUUUAAAGUUGUAUGUCCUUUAAGGGAUCACUAGCAUUUAUGCCUUCAUUUCCUGCAUCAGAAUGGUCACAUUACAUGCAAAAGCAGCAGUGCUCUCAGCGAUUGACGUAAAGCUGUUUCCCCAAAAACGUGUUCACUUCAAGAUGUAGCCAACAGUGUUGUAAAUUCUAAUUUGGUUGCCCUCAAGCUUAUAAAAUCUUUUCAUCCAGAAAAAAUACCAUGCGGGAAAUAGUUGGUUUCUUCCUUAAUAGAGAUUAUCAAUUUUUCAGUAUUGGAUUACUGUCCUUUUAUGUCUGGACUCUGAUUGUUAAUAAAAUAAAACUAUUGGGGAAACAUGAAAGCAAUCAGUGGUGGGGUAUUUACAAGACUGGGGAUUAUGAACAUGUGUAAAUGCUUCAUACAGACUUUCAGGUUAUUUAGUUAUAUGUAAAAAAUGCUACUGUUCAAUAAAUCAAUUUUCCAACAUUC